UCAGUUCGUCAAACAACUCUAGCAACAAAUCAACUCAAACUUAACCUUCGUACAAUCAUUUCAAUUACACCCAAUUAAAAGUUGUUUUGUUUGAUAUUCAUUAAAAAUAAAAACAAGUUUUAUUUUAUUUUGUUUAAUAAAAUAUUGUGGUAUUUUUAUCAAUAAUUUGGAGCUUAAUUUUGAUUGAAUUCUAAAGGAAUUUACGAUGUGGCUGUAUGCGUUGGUGGCACUUCAAUGUGCCGUGGUGAUUGUUACCGCAAGCCCAGACCCACAAUCAACAAGUUUUGUCUUUUUAAACCAUGAUGACAAAACCAGAUCAUCUCUGUUUAAUCAUCCUUAUGAUGUUGGAUAUAAUUCUCUGAGUGCUGAAAGUAGUGAGGAACAAUUUUUGGGACAACCUAACUUUGACAGUUUCUUUGGACCCACUGCUGCUCCCCCUGUACAAACCACUACUGUGGACCCAAUCACUUUAGGUUGUGGUACCCCACCAGCUUCCUGCCCCAAAACACGUUAUCGUUCCUAUGAUGGUUCUUGCAACAAUCUUAAAAAACCCAGUCUUGGUACCCCAAACACUCCCUAUGUUCGUUUACUACCUGCUCAAUAUGCUGAUGGUAUUAGCACACCAACCGAAUCUAAGAGUGGUAAACCUUUGCCUCCAGCUAGAGUUGUUAGUUUAGUGAUGUACCCGGAUGUCCCAUUGGAAGAUCCAAAAUGGACGCUUGCUGCUAUGCAGUAUGGUCAGAUUAUUACUCAUGAUAUGAGUAUGAUUGCUGGCAGUACCCAAGCUCAACCUCAUCAAACACGUUGUUGUACCGAUGAUGGACAACUCCUUGAACUCGCCAACUCACCAGAUCAUUGUUUCCCACUGUUGGUUCCCAAUGAUGACCCUGCCCAUUCUCAAACAAAUACUAAAUGUAUCAAUUUCGUGCGUACCAUCACUACUCAGGAUAGAAGAUGUGUUUCUCCUUACACUCCAGCUGAACAGUUGACUGCAGUAAACCAUUUCUUGGAUCUUUCCAUCGUUUACGGUAACAAUAAUGACAUGGCUCGUCAACUUCGCGAACAACGUGGAGGACGUAUGCGUGUGGAUGUCCGUAAUGGAAAACAAUGGCCACCACGUGCCACCAACACCUCCGGAUGUGCUAUUCAAUCAGCUCAAGAGGCUUGCUACAUGGCUGGUGAUAGUCGCGUCAACCAAAACCCUCAACUAACUCUUCUACAAAUCGUUCUCCUACGUGAACAUAACCGUAUUGCUGAUGCUCUUUCUACGCUCAAUCCUCAUUGGAAUGAUGAGACUAUCUUCCAAGAAGCCCGUCGUAUAGCCAUUGCUGAACAUCAGCAUAUCUCAUACUAUGAAUGGCUCCCGAUUUUCAUUGGUUUGGAAAACUCUUUGAAGAACAGAAUCUUAUACGAUACUAAAGGACAAGUUGAUGAUUACCAAGAAACUGUUGAUCCUACCAUUAUCAAUGAGCAUUCUACUGCCGCUUUCAGAUAUUUCCAUUCUGCUAUCGCUGGACGUCUUGAUCUUGUUACUGAACAUCGUCAUUCUUAUGGCAAUCUGCGCCUUAGCGACUGGUUGUUGCGCCCAAGCGUCCUUGAACAAGGAAAUAACUUUGAUGACUUGUCUCGUGGGUUAUCUACGCAACCGGAAAUGGACAAUGAUCAAUUCCACGACAGUGAGAUCACACAAUUCUUAUUCAGAGGAAAUGCCCCAUUCGGUACAGAUCUUAAAGCUCUUGAUGUACAACGUAAUCGUGAUCAUGGUCUGGCUUCGUACAACGAUAUGCGUCAAUUCUGCGGAUUGCCAAAGGCCCACACAUUCGAUGAUUUCUCUGAUGUCAUCUCCAAGGAUAAUGUAGCUAAACUGAGUCAAUUGUAUGGAUCACCCGAUGAUGUGGAUCUAACUGUUGGUGGAUCAUUGGAAGCGCACGUACCUGGAACCCUGGCUGGUCCCACUUUCCUCUGCAUCCUUACAGAGCAAUUCUUUAGAACACGUGCUGGUGAUCGCUUCUGGUAUGAACACAGCGAGCAUGUUAACGGUUUCACUCCAGGACAAUUGGCUGAACUUAGGAAAGCUAGUAUUUCUCGUCUGUUGUGCGAUAACUCUCACCACGUCAAGGCUAUGCAACCUAAAGGUUUCGAAAGAAUUUCCCACAGCAACAAUGUUGUUCCAUGCGAUGCUUUGCCAGCUGUUGAUCUUUCUAUGUGGAAGGACUUUGCCAGUCCAGCGCACGCAGCCCCGUUGCCAUCAGAUUACCACUCUCACCCGUUCUUGUUCAAGAAAUAAGCAUUACCUUAGUACCCCCACAUGCCAAUCAUGGUUACUUCGAUGCCAACGCAUACAGAACACUAGUAAAAUUUAAUUCCGAAGUAACCAGAGACUACGAGCUAAGUAACUUAAGCAAACAACCAUAAAAAACGUAAGACAGUAAGACGACGAAGAAUUAAGAAGUACCUAAAGUUAAGAUAACUUAUAUAUUAAUAUGUAAGAAAUACGCAAGUUGGCAAAAUGUUUGAAUCUAAUCUAAUUUUGAGAAUUUAAGCGAAAAUUUAUUGAUUUAUAGUUUAUUUUUGUAUUUUUUGAUAAAAAGAAAGAAAUUUAUUUUUUAUAAAAUUAUCGUAGGUAAAUGAAACAGUUGAGGUGCUUAUUUUUGUAUAAACCACAAAGAA
Dalotia coriaria is the source of this 2670-nucleotide messenger RNA. RefSeq names its product peroxidase-like. Gene Ontology annotation, molecular function: heme binding; peroxidase activity. NCBI's taxonomy places the organism in Eukaryota, Metazoa, Arthropoda, Insecta, Coleoptera, Staphylinidae. Gene Ontology annotation, biological process: response to oxidative stress. The record is from RefSeq and is a predicted model, not a curated record.